GUCUGUCUGUCCUGGCUGUGCUCUGCACACAAACAAGGUGCUGGCUCCUGUGUGUGGAUGUCUUUAACCUGCUUUGGCUCUGGGAGGGAGAGGAGUGCUCUGGCCCAGGAGGAGCAGACCUGGCUUCCCACAUGAUGCUCAGUGCUGCUGCCAGCAGUUUAAAUUCUACACUCCUUGGGAAGAUUCCUUUAAUUUUACAGGAUGCAGCCGCAGGAUUUUCCUCCCAGCUCUUUCCCUGAGGGCAGCAGCUGUGCUGAGCAGGGCUGGAUGGUGCCAGUGGUGGGGCAGUGUGGGUGCCAUGGUGGCCGUGCCCUUUGCAUGUGCCUGAUCUGCCGGGUGCCUCGGGGAGGGUGAUCCUGGGCAUUUCUAAGUGCACCUGCAGGCACCCACUGAACAAGGCUCUUGGGCAACCCUUAAAAUGUGAAUUCCCUUCUUGUGAGCAAAAGCAGAGCUCAAGCUUGCUGGAGAGCUGCCACCACAGGGGAUUCUGUCCUUUUAAAUCCUUCACCUCCAGCCUGCUGCAGCAGAACAGCCCUGGCUCUGGAUGGGCAGCAGCUCCUCCUGAUGAGAUGCUAAUGCAGAUCCGCUCACGCAGCUCGCACGGGCUGUGACAGAGCUCACCUCAUAUCCAUUUGUCACUCAGGUUUUUGCUUAGGUGAGGAGGAACCCACUGUUCCCAGUGGGAGUUCAGCCUGAUUCAGGCUCUGCAUUCCAGGAUCAGAUGGCUUUGCAGAGGAGUUGAAGCUCUGUGUGGGUUUGCUCCCUGCUCUGACAGCCCUCCCCGCACCAGUUCAGGCUGUGAUGGAUCAAUAGCAGCAGGAAAAGGUCUGACAUGGAGGAGAGAGGCAGAGCCAGGGCUCCUGCAGAGCUGUGCAGGGAGUGCUCAGCAAAGUGGAUGCCCUGGAGCAGCCCUGUCCUGGAGCCGGGGGUUUCUGUGCUCUGUCACACUCACUUUGGGAUCCCUCCUGUGCAGCCUCUUCCUCUCUGUGCUGUGGGACUCGAGAAGAGCCUUGCAGGAGGCACCACAGCUUUGGGAAUGCCCUCAUCAUUCCAGCUCUGCCCGCUGGUUCCCCCUCUGCCAGCUGCUGGCCUCUCCAAGGCAGGAUUCCCAGAAUGUGGAGCAGAAGGGGAAGGAUGGAGCUCAGAAAUAGGAGUUUGUUUCAGCCAGAAGUUGUGAUCAGGAUCUUGCCAGGGGGCACAGGGACUGUGAUUCUUCUGAUCCUUUAAUGCCUAAAUAUCAGGUGUAUUUGGGGCAUCUUAGUUUUCAGCCUGGGAUGUUUUAGGUGUGUGUUCCUCUCUUUUCAAAAGAAAGCCCUCCAUUCCCUCCCUCCAAAUACUUCCCUCCCUUCAUUUUGUCAUGACUCGAAAGGGUUUUGUUAACAGAAAACCUGCACUUGGUAUCACUGCAGGUUUCCCUUUUGAAAGCAGAAAUGUAUUUACAGGUGCAUGCAAGGCUGAACAGAGUCAAUAAUUUCAAAAAUUAAAUUCAGGAGCUCAGGAGAAGGAGCUGCUGUGGUUUCAUUCCCUCUGCCAAUACCCCGACAGCUCCCAGGAAUGCUGUGGUAGGCAGCAAGCACUUCCUCACCUCUCUCUUGAGAAAUUAAUUCUGAGCCAGCCACAAAUCACUUGCAUCUGUCGGAGCAAACCUGUGACAUCAUUUUUUCAAACCCCCAAGCCAUGUUGUCCAUCAUCGAGUAAAUAUUGAGGAGUCAGUGAUUUCCAGUGGAGAGUUACGGAGCCGCUGCCUCCCUCCCGGCGGGUGGGAGCUCUGGGAGGGGGGAGAGGAUGAGGAGAAGGGAGGGACAGCGUGGGGCUCGCGGCUCAGACAAAGCCGCCGCCGCAGCCGGCGGAGCGCAGGGACCGGCGCGGGAAAGGAUGGAGGGGAGGAUGGAGAGCUGGCGAGCUCCUGGCACACAGUCCGGGCUUAGCUGCUGCCCCGCAGCAUGGGCUGGCUCAGGGGAGGGAGGCAGAAGCCUUUUGUGAUCUCGGCGUUGCCGCGUGCGCUGGAAGGACCGGCCGGAGCUCCCGAACACCGGCACGGAGCAGGAAUUACCCCAGGGAUCUGCAGGUGACACCGUGAGCUGUGCGUGUGCAGCCACUGCAGCACAGCGGGGAGGGAUGGCUGGAAGGUACCAAACUGCUUCAGCUGACCUGAAGGUUCAAAGGAAGCCAACGGGGGUCUCCUGAUCAUCCUUUUCUUUGCAUCCUUGCUGGAAACAGAUGCGUCAGGGAGCCUGGAAAUCUGCCUGUCUUGCAUAGCAAAUUUCCUGAUGAAAAGGAGAUUUCUGAACUUUUUUUUGGUCGUACUUAAGGUCUUGAGCUUUACUAGAGGAGAGUAACAAGUCACUGGACUCAUCCCAGGGAUGAGGGAAGGGACAGCUCAUCUGCCAGGGCUUCCAUAGGUGUUGUGAGGAAUCUCCUUUAUCAGAGGCUGAGGGGGAGGUGCCAGGGCAUGGCUCGGACUUGAGCUGCUGCAGGAAGACGAGAGAGUGUGCUUGCAUUUGCUUUUUUCCUUUUGCUGUGGGCUCGGAAGCAGGGAACCGAAAUGCCUCCUUCCUGCAGAGCUGCUCCCCGUCUGAGCGAGGGGCUCCAUGCGGCGGCUGCGCUCGGCUGAAGAAGAUGAGGGAAGGGCAAAUCCAGGUGCGUGCCCAACACCUGGCAGGACCAGCAGUGCUGGGUGAGGAGCGUCCUGGCUGUGCUGUCACACGGUGCAGAGGUGGGGCUGGGCUCACUGGGGCCAGCGUGCUGGAAUGCCAAGAGGUCCGGGCAGCGUGCUGGAAUGCCAAGCGAUGGAUCGCUGGUAGAAUGACAGAGCCGGGGCUGCCGGACGUGAGCCUGGCGUCCCCCUAACACAGAAACGGCGAGACGAAGCCCCUGCCAUGGUUUGCCUCUCUCAGGACUGCUGGAGAGGAAGAGCACAAGCCCUUCCUCUCCGCUGCUGCAGUCUGUGCUUCCUUUGUCUUGCGUGUCUUCCCGCGGACAGCCGCUCUGCCUGGGCUCCUGCUGCUUUCCCGAGCAUCCACCGUGUCCGAGCCGCCUCGGCUGCAUGAAGCUCUUUUCUCUCAGGCUGCUCCGUGCUCCCCGCUGAGCCGGGGCUGUGUCCAGAGGUGUUCAGAUGAGAGGACUGGCACAGCUCCGUUCCCUUCCCUCGCACCUGCGACUGCCUGGGAAUGCCUCGGGUGGAAGUUUGCUGCUCUCCUCCCGCCCCCUUCCGCUGAGCCGAGGAGUGGAUCCGCAUCCCCAUGGGGUUGGGCUUCGUGUGCUUGCCUGGCGAGGAACUCGCGAGCCCUGACAGCAGUGCCUGUGAUCUCAGCGCCCCAGCAGCGCCUCUGAGUCUUUGCCCGGGCGAGGAGUUUCUUUUCUGAGCGUGAACUGCAGUACAGAUUUGCACCCGGAGCCCGCCGAGGCAGCGCGAGCUUGUCCAUGCUCUGUGCACACGAGAGGAAUUGUCUGCCCGCUCAUUUGUUGUACUCUGAGCAUAAUUUUUUGAGUUUCUUGAUGGUUCGCGGAUGCUGGAGCAGAGCGUCGGGGAGUGGCUGGAGUCCAUCGGCCUGCAGCAGUACGAGAGCAAGCUGCUCCUGAACGGCUUCGACGAUGUUCGCUUCCUGGGCUGUAAUGUCAUGGAGGACCAGGACCUUCGGGAUAUCGGGAUCGGAGACCCGCAGCACCGCCGGAAGCUGCUCCAGGCUGCUCGCUCCCUCCCCAAGUUGAAACCCCUGGGCUGUGAUGGGAACAGCCAGCCAUCAGUUCCUGCAUGGCUCGACUCCCUGGGGCUGCAGGAUUACAUCCAGUCCUUCCUCUCCAGUGGCUACAGCUCUAUUGACACUGUGAAAAACCUCUGGGAGCUCGAGAUCGUGAACGUGCUGAAAGUCAACCUGCUGGGCCAUCGGAAGAGGAUCAUCGCCUCGCUGGCAGACAGACCCUACGAGGAGCCACCAGCCAAGCCACCACGGUUCUCACAGCUGAGAUGCCAGGAUUUGAUGUCCCAGACGUCGUCACCCCUGAGCCAGAACGACUCCUGCACAGGCAGAUCUGCUGAUCUCCUGCUGCCCUCCGGGGACACUGCCAAGAGGCAGCACGAUCGUGGCACCGAGGUUGCUCCCUACGCCAGAGCUGAGCGCUACAAAGCACAGGAGGACCGUCGGGAGUCCAGGCUCACCCUGCGCCCCCCCAGCCUGGCAGCCCCCUAUGCCCCUGUUCAAAACUGGCAACACCAGCCCGAGAAGCUCAUCUUCGAGUCCUGCGGGUACGAGGCCAACUACUUGGGCUCCAUGUUGAUCAAAGACCUCCGAGGGACAGAGUCUACCCAGGACGCCUGUGCCAAGAUGAGGAAAUCCACGGAGCACAUGAAGAAGAUCCCAACCAUAAUCCUGUCCAUCACCUACAAAGGGGUGAAGUUCAUCGAUGCCUCCAACAAGAAUGUCAUUGCUGAGCACGAGAUCCGGAACAUCUCCUGUGCUGCCCAGGACCCUGAGGAUCUCUGCACGUUUGCCUACAUCACCAAGGACCUGCAGACCAGCCAUCACUACUGCCAUGUCUUCAGCACUGUGGAUGUGAACCUGACCUACGAGAUCAUCCUCACGUUGGGGCAGGCAUUCGAGGUCGCCUACCAGCUCGCCCUGCAAGCCCAGAGAGCAAAGCCUCUGGGUGCUGGAGCAGGAGAAAUGAUUGAAACAAAAUCUUCCAAACCGGUGCCUAAACCACGAGCAGGCAUGAGGAAAUCCGCGCUGGAUCCCCCCGAAGCGGACCAAGACUCCCAGUCUCAUGCCAGCGUCUCCUGGGUCGUGGACCCCAAGCAGGACUCCAAGCGGACCCUCAGCACUAAGUAUGAGACCACUAUCUUCUAAAGCAAACGCCCGCGCCCGCCCCGUCUAACCGUGCCUUUGCCAUCUGAUCUGUCUGCUCUUCUAAACUCCCUCUUCCUCCAGCUGCUCGCCCUGAGCCCGCGUAGGCACCGCGUCCAAGGCAGCAGCACUCAGGAGACUGUAGACUUACACGGCUUUUGUACCUGAUGGCUGCUGAACACUGUGAAUUCCUUACUCGGAAACAAGGGUAACGCUGUAGCUGCCCGCCGGGCGGGAGGAGCAGAGAGGGCAGGCUGGCACUCGAGGUGUGGAUCCAGGAGAGCCGCCCACCGUUUUCACGUCUUCCCCCCUGGCUCUGGCACUGUGAAUCCCUGGGGCAAUGUGAUACUCCCCAGGCCUUUUUUUUCUAUCUCACCUUGUCCUUGGACUGACGGAGACCUCUUGUCUCUACGGUGCACACGCUCCCUCCUCCUAGAUCCUCCUCCUCCCGACUGAGCCACGGCUGUGUACUGUUCAGUGAACUCACCUCUCCUUCCUGCCGGUCGAACCGACACUAACCACUGUGAUGCUCUCUGCAAAUAACACACGGGCACUUCCAUUUCCUCACGGCCACCCUUGCCCGCAGUCUCCUUCCUCAAAGCCCAGUGCAGAACUUGCUCUGGGUGCUGGGGGAGCGUUGGUUUGGGCCGGCUGUGAUCGUUCCCACUGUGAGCUCUGUCCCCUCAGACGUGAGGGGGGGUUUGGUUGCAUGCAUUUCAGUCCUUUGUAGGUUUUUCUUUCCCUCAUAGUCCUUGUGUUUACACUCACCAGACUUCUCCUGAGAGCUGGGUGUAGGUCUCAAGUGGCAGAACGUGGUUAAGCUUCCAAAGGCACAUGUGCUAGCCCCAGGCCGGGGAGGGGAGGUGUCAGCUGGGCACCACCAGCAGCAUCAGCAGGGAGAGCUCAGGGAGCAGCCCUAGGUUAUUUGCCCCUGGUGUUAGGGCCCAGUGUCAGCUUGUCUGAGUUUUGCUGUGGCUUAGGAGCUGCUGCCUCAGCUCUUCCAUUUCCCCUCACCUGCAGUGAAAUCUGAUGUUUCAAAGUCCUUAUUUUAGCUCUUUCUCAGGAAUGAGUUUGACCUCCCAGGUCAUUUGCAACUUGAUGGCAAACUGACCUCAGAUUGAGGGCUCAGCCAGUGGGAGCCUAGUGAGAGGGCUAAAAGUAAAAAUGUUGUCUUAAAGCAAAAAAAAAAACAAAGGAAAGCUCAGUCUAGUACAUACAUUUCAUAUGCCACAGAGUCAGCACUGCCCAGGGCCUGCAGUGCCACCCUGCCAGCCCAGGCCUUGUGGACAGCAGAACAUUGCUGUGCCUGAGGUGCUCCAGGAGGUUGGGUUUGGGUUCCAUCAGCACUUUUCCAAGCUCUGAGUGUGCCCUGAAGCUUUCUCUGUCCCUCUAAGAGAAACUCACCCCCUGGUGCAGGUGGCAGAGCAGUUCUACGUGUUCACCACACAGCUGCCACACGUCCCCCCAGUGUCAGAGGCUCUGAGCUCUUCACCUCCCCCUGCUCUCAGCUGGGAAGGGCAGGUCCCUCCACGCCCCCUAAAUCCGGGUCAGGAGAGCAUGUGCCUUUCUUAGGGUGACCAAACCCAGCAGGGAUCACAGGCAGCCCUUCCCAAACGGCGCCGCUGCCGCUCUGUGUCCGCAGCCCUGACGGUUUUUGUGUCCCAUCUCCGGGCCCUUCGCCUCGCCUUUCCCAGCACGUGGUUCUGUAUGGCUCGGAAAUUCAUUCCAUUAUCUUCCUUUCUGUUUGCCUCUGCGAAGCUGAGCUCCGGGCUGCCGUCUCCUACCACGGGAUGUAGUGGCGGGGCAGAGACCUGGGACGCAGUGGCCUCCUGACACGAAGAUCAUCUCCCUCUGGCACGGGUGGCUGCCUCAGAGCGGCUGCGUGGCUGCUCGGUGGGAGCAGAGGGGGGAAGGGACCCAGCCUCCGCCGAGGAAAGCUGCUCAUCUCCAUUCCUAGCAAAGGAAAACUCGAGACACGGAGGCCAAGAGCGAUGUCGCCUUUCCUAGUUUGAGACAAAACGUCUUUGGACCCGUUUCUUUUUGAACGAAGUGACACAGAGCAAAUCCGGUUCACGGUUUCAAUGUAGCGCUGCAGCUUUUUGGUGAGGAAAAAAAGAAAAACAACAGAUUUUUAUUUACUGAGAAUCCCGCGGUCCGGCGAGGAGCACGAUAGAAAGUCUUAGCAGGGGCGUGGUGUGCACAUUUCUGAUGGUACUUACUCUGCUCCAGCUCUGGGUGAACAGGAGAGAACGCCAAAUUCUUGGAGAUCGCUUCCUCCUGUGUGAGAACCUGGGAGGGUAAGUCUGCGUCCUGUUCUCCAAGCCACUCCACGCUCUUGUAGCAAAUGGAAGUAACUUGAGGAAAAGAAUCUGCAAAGGAUCUUUCACCCCAGAGCAGCUGUGGCCAAUAUCCCCGAUGGUACAAAGCUUCCUUACCCCCGAACUGUCGUGUUGCAAUACUUGACAUUUCUAUGGCAAGGACCCCGUUUCUUCCCGUUUCCGCACUGAAUUCCUGGGGACGACUCCCUGCUCCAGCCUCUGUGCACCUGUCUUGUUUUUAAAUGCAGUUCUGCCCUGAAGGGUUGGGGUUUUUUUAAGUACAUUCAAUUGUGAUUUAGCACUUUUUUGAUACUAGCUCAUUAUUUAAUUAGUGCGACCGUUUCAGAAGGUGAACAAAUAAGGAGUUAAAUUUUGGGCAUUACACUGAAACAGUCCAUCCCCAAGGACAAACCACAUCAGCCUGAGGGUGGCUUGGCCCCGUCCGAGCCCAGUGUCCCCAAAGACACCACCUCAAAGGUGCUGUGUGCUCGCUUUUAUUCUGAAUUACAGAUGUUUCACAGUGGUUUGGGCUGUGACUGACGUGAUUUCAGACUGUUCCCCCCCGGGGAGAAUGUUAAAAUGGUUGUGAUUUGAUUUCUUCAGAUGCAAAAUGCAGCGCAGUGCGUCUGUCGGGAUCUCGUCGGGCCCUGUCAGGGCUGUGGGACCUUUGGUUGAAGCUGUGCCCGAGUAAUUCCUGUUUAACUCCAGUUGCUGCUGUAUGUCAGGAUUUCCUUUAGUCUCUCUCACCGGUGAGGCUGGGAGGGAAGUGAACCAUAAUCCCAAGGGCACAGACCUGUAAAGGAUUGGGAAGGGGGAGUGGAGAUUUUGGGUUAAGUCAAUGAAUUUAGGAAACCUAACAUUCCUUGUUAUGCACAUGUUGCAAUUCAUACUGGUGUAAGUGUAAAUAUUUGGUGUGUUGGCAACAAGUCUUUGGUGAGAUUGCAAAUUGAACCUCUGCUUGGGAGGAGGGACACCUUUCCUUUCUGGCACGUGAGCUUUUUUGGAGCUUGGCUUGGAGGUAACGUGGUGAUGAAGACUCCAAUCUUCAGGCACUGGGCUCGGUGACCCUGGUGGUCCAUUCCAGCCCCACGUGUAAACCUGUGGUUGUCUUUAGUGAUCCAUUCUUUAGCCAGAUACUCCCUUUCUCACCCUUCUCACAGACAGAGCAGUUGUUUGGGCAGUUCAGUGUGGUGGGGUCUCUCGAGGGACUCGGUGCUGGAGACUGACCCUGGGCUGUGCCAGUCAUUGGCCACCCUCUCCCACCCACUGUGCAGUAUUCGGGCUCUUCCUCCCCACAGGGUUUUGUGCUAUCUGGAGGAAACUGCCCCAAAUUUCUGGUGCUGAACAUGACAUUGCAUCCAACUGCAUCUGCUGUAUUACCUGCCCGGGAGGAGUUGGGGCUCCUCUGUUCCUCUCUUUAAAGACAGAUUGUGUUUUCACAGACUUUGGGCUGAGCCCUCACUCACGGCUGGCAAACAGAGUUGCCAAAUUUUGUCUUUCUUUUUAUAGGAGGGGAUGAUUUUUUUUUUCAAAUUGAAGAUGCUUUAUCCUUUUUUUAUUUGUGUUUACAAAGAAAAAAAAAAAACAGCGCUAACCUUAGCUGUUCAACUGACUUUAAACUUGCUUUGGGAUUGUUCUUUUUAGAAGAAAUUAUGCAACUUUUUUGGGGUACACGCCUGUCCCCCCUCCCAGGGAGAAGAUGCAGCACCUUCCAGGCUGUACCUGUAGUGAAGUCUGUACCUCCAGGAGGCUGCUGAGACACAGAGCAGAUGCCAAAAAGCCCCGAACACGUCCUGUUCUGUGUGCAGCUGAGGUGGAGCCAAUGCUUUAAUGCUCCUUCCACCCACCUCAGAAGUUUCCAGCAGCAGCAGCAGCAGCAUUUCCCUGGCUCUGCUCAGAUCCGUGUUUUGGAGCCAGCACAGUGCUCACAACGCUGUCGUGUUGCAAAGGUCUCCCUUUUAGAUCUCACAUUGGUAUUUCCUUCAGUUUGUUUUCCCAAAAGAAAAGUACCUGUGCUGUUCUCGCCAAGUCGAGCCGGCUCAGACAUUUUUCUUACCCACAGAAGAAUAACCUGGGAUUCCCUGACAGGGCAGAGACAGUCGAGUUCAGUUUGCAAUGUGGACAUUUUUGCUAAUUGUGAUGUAUGGCAGUGGGGCUGAUUUGUAAUACAAAUGUUAUUUAAUCUGUCUGUAUUUUGAUACUUGAAUUUCCUUUUAUUUCCUGUAUAUACAAUUGUUAAUCUGUUCAAAUUUGUCUGAAUUUUAAACAUCUUGUGGUACCAAACAUAACCAAUCUGUGCAACAACAUAGACUGACCUCACUACAACAAGGCGAGAUUGUAAAUAUUCCUGGGCUUCCAGCAGUCGUUUUGUUGUUUUCAUAAUUGUACAACUUAGAACAGACCCAAUUAAUAAACAACCUUAGACACAC
Molecule: messenger RNA, 9591 nt
Organism: Motacilla alba alba
Lineage: Eukaryota; Metazoa; Chordata; Aves; Passeriformes; Motacillidae
Gene: ANKS1A
Product: ankyrin repeat and sterile alpha motif domain containing 1A
Exons: 12
Coding region: 3510-4847 (445 amino acids)
Cellular component (GO): cytosol
Molecular function (GO): protein binding
Source: RefSeq, a predicted model, not a curated record